This is a messenger RNA of Diaporthe amygdali, 2835 nucleotides long. RefSeq lists its product as uncharacterized. The transcript has 3 exons. The coding region runs from base 1 to 2835 and encodes 944 amino acids. The record is from RefSeq and is a predicted model, not a curated record. Gene Ontology annotation, cellular component: COPII vesicle coat; endoplasmic reticulum exit site. NCBI's taxonomy places the organism in Eukaryota, Fungi, Ascomycota, Sordariomycetes, Diaporthales, Diaporthaceae. Gene Ontology annotation, molecular function: zinc ion binding; SNARE binding. Gene Ontology annotation, biological process: endoplasmic reticulum to Golgi vesicle-mediated transport; COPII-coated vesicle cargo loading; intracellular protein transport.
AUGUCGGCACCCAACGACUACGGCCAGCAGGCCGCCUUCCAACAACAAGGCCAACAGGUCCCCUAUGCUGAUGAUGGCCAAGCCUACGCGAACCCCGCUGGCUCGCCUCCACCUCAGGCGACCCAGCAACCUGGCGAAGGACAAGCCAAGAAGAAGAAGAGAGCCUACGCUGCCCAGGCCUUCGAUGUCGGCAGCGGCGCGAAUGCUGCUGUAGGGGGCCAGCUUCCAGGCGGCGGCCAGUUCGGCACUCCUCAGCCCAUGGCUGCUGGCUACGGGUACCCAGGCCAGGACGCACAACCUCAGCCUGCCUCUUAUGGUGCCCCCCAGACCUACGGCUCGCCGGCUCCCGCCACUCCGGGCUUCCAGCCGCCCGAUGCAUAUGGCGCCCCUCCUGCCCCUGGUGCAGCUGGUGUGGGUGGCAUCACGCAGGGCAUGGCAGGCAUGCAGAUGGGGCCGGGUCCGGGACAGCCAGCUCCUCAGCAAAUGCCUCCUCAGGGCCAGCCACGAGUCGGGCCCCUCAACCAGCUCUACCCUACCGACCUUCUGAACCAGCCUUUCAACGUAUCCGAGCUGGAUCUCCCACCUCCUCCAAUCAUCCUUCCCCCAAAUUCCAGCUGUACUCCUUCUCCGGAGGCGAACUGCCCACCAAAGUUCAUCCGAUCCACGCUCAAUGCUGUGCCCACGACGCACUCCCUCCUCAAAAAGUCUAAGCUGCCUUUUGCCCUCGUCAUACAGCCAUACACAUCGCUCCAUGACCUAGAUGACCCAGUUCCAGUCGUCCAAGACCAGGUCAUUUCUCGCUGUCGGAGGUGUCGGUCGUACAUAAACCCAUACGUUACCUUCCUCGACCACGGGCACAGAUGGCGCUGCAACAUGUGCAACCUCUCAAACGACGUUCCUCAGGCCUUUGACUGGGAUGCAGCAGCCCAAAAGAGUGUUGAUCGGUGGCAACGGGCUGAGCUGAACCACUCUGUGGUGGAGUUCGUCGCGCCCCAGGAGUACAUGGUUCGACCUCCACAGCCCUUGGUCUAUCUCUUCUUGUUCGACGUGAGCUACGCGGCUGUGUCUACGGGACUUCUGGCGACCAGCGCGCGGACGAUUUUGGACAGUCUCAAUAGGAUACCCAAUGCGGAUCGGCGCACUCGCCUCGGUUUCGUCGCCGUGGACUCCAGCUUGCACUAUUUCUCAAUCCCCAAGGAUUCCGACGAAAAUGGCGAAACCAGUAUGCUUGUCGUCAGUGAUCUUGACGAGCCCUUCAUGCCGGUGCCUACUGAGCUUCUGGUGCCCCUGACGGAGUCGCGACAGAGUAUCGAGAAUUUCCUAGCAAAGCUUCCGGAGAUGUUUGUCAACAACCAGAAUAAUGGAUCGUGCAUGGGCUCGGCUCUCCGAUCCGGUCACAAGCUAAUCUCUCCACUUGGAGGUAAGAUUGUUGUCCUGAGUGCCUCAUUGCCGAAUUUGGGCCACGGCAAGCUUGAAAUGAGGGAAGACAAGAAGCUUCUUGGCACCUCGAAGGAAAGCAGUCUGCUCCAAACCGCAAACAGUUUUUACAAGAGCUUUGCCGUCGAGUGCUCCAAGAAUCAAGUUUCAAUCGACAUGUUCCUGUUUUCUUCGCAGUAUCAGGAUGUCGCCUCGCUGAGCAACCUUCCACGGUACACCGGUGGCCAAACGUGGUUCUACCCUGGGUGGAAUGCUGGACGACCCGAGGACGCGAUCAAAUUCGCGUCAGAAUUCAGUGACUACCUCUCGUCUGAGAUCGGCCUGGAGGCUGUGCUGAGGGUGCGCGCCACUACUGGUCUGAGGAUGAACACAUUCUACGGCAACUUCUUCAACCGAAGCUCGGACCUUUGCGCGUUCCCGGCCUUCCCUCGCGACCAGUGCUACGUGGUCGAAGUCGCUAUCGACGAAACCCUGUCCAAGAGUAUGAUUUGUAUGCAGGCAGCCGUCCUCCAUACUACGUGUAAUGGCGAGCGCCGCAUUCGGGUCAUGACUUUGGCACUACCCACCACUCAGAGCUUGGCGGAUGUGUACGCUUCUGCUGACCAGUGCGCCGUCACCACCUACUUCAGCCACAAGGCAGUAGAGAGAGCAUUGAGCAACGGCUUGGACUCUGCACGUGACUCGCUGCAGAGCAAGAUCAUCGAGUUGCUGCAGACAUUUAGGAAAGAGCUGGCCGGCGGAAGCAUGGGCGGUGGUCUCCAAUUCCCAGCCAAUCUGCGCGGCCUACCAGCCCUGUUCCUUGGGCUGAUCAAGAACGUAGGCCUGCGGAAAUCGGCGCAGAUCCCCUCGGACCUCAGGUCCGCAGCGCUCUGCCAGCUCUCUACGCUCCCCUUGCCGUUAUUGAUGCAAUAUAUUUACCCUCGGCUGUACUCCCUGCAUGACAUGCCCGACAUUGCGGGCACUCCAGACCCCGAGACAAGCCAGAUUGUCCUGCCACCACCUCUGAACCUGUCCUCCGAGCGCUUCGUGUCAUAUGGCCUUUACCUCAUUGAUGACGGCCAGACACAGUUCCUGUGGGUCGGACGGGAUACAGUGCCAGCCUUGCUGCAAGACGUCUUCGGGGUUGCGGACCGGACACAGCUUCACGUUGGCAAGGGGACAUUGGCAGAGCUGGAGAACGACUUCAACGAGCGGGUCCGCGCGGUCAUCCAGAAGAGCAGGGACUACAGGUCUCGCGGUGUUGGCAGUAUCAUCCUGCCUCACCUGUACAUUGUCCGUGAGGAUGGCGAGCCAAGCUUGAAGCUCUGGGCGCAGACGUUGUUGGUAGAGGACCGGGCAGAUCAAGGAAUGAGUUUCGCACAAUGGAUGGGAGUGCUGCGAGAGAAGGUCGUCCAGUGA